Messenger RNA from Peniophora sp. CBMAI 1063, 339 nucleotides. Lineage: Eukaryota; Fungi; Basidiomycota; Agaricomycetes; Russulales; Peniophoraceae. The record is from the annotation of a GenBank genome assembly.
AUGUCUUCUACCUCAGAGUCUUCUAGCGGGACCGCGUCGCCUCCCGUCCUUCCCGCUGUGCCUCGGCACUUGCUUCCUCAACGUUUGGCGUACCUCCGGCCGGACAGCCCAACCAAGCUUCCCCGCGUCAAGCAACCAGCUGUACCCUCGUGCAGCGGAAGCAACACUGUUGAAGAAACAAUCGAAACAUUGGACCAAGCCUUUGAUCACUUGGAUGACGCUCUACAGAAAGCUGUGACUCUUCAGCGCCGCAGUAAACUGAACCCUCAAGACGAGCGACUUCUGAAGAAAGCGAUGCGGGACGUACAGUCUCUCAUUGAUCUGACCAAGACACCUUGA